Messenger RNA from Porites evermanni, 1951 nucleotides. The record is from the annotation of a GenBank genome assembly. Lineage: Eukaryota; Metazoa; Cnidaria; Anthozoa; Scleractinia; Poritidae.
AUGAUUAAAAGAUCAUGCACCACGCAGAAUAAUUCUGUGGAUGAUGAUAUUGUUAUGAAGUCCAUUGAUUGCAGAAACUGCAUGUUAGCCCAUGAAAGUUUUAAAAGAAAAAAAUUUACGAUAAAAUUAACCGAGUGCAUUUUGAUGUUGUCAUGCACUUUAAUUUUUCCAUUCAAUAGUUUGGCUACAUGAUGGUGGUGUUUUAUCAUCAUGCUGCUUGAUGGUCAAGAUUAAUAAUAUGGGGCAGAGCUGCUGGUCAUGCUGGCUGUUGGCCUGGUGAAAGGGUACAUUUGUAUGAGUAUGAUACAGUGAUUCCUUAAACAGAAGUUUUAUCUUGUCUUCACUGUCAAGUUCUAAGCAUUUUUAUGUAUUAAUAUAGCUGAAAAAAACUCACUAGGUGUAAAUUUUGAGAUGUUAACCUUCCAUAAGCUUUGAAGUUUUUUCCUUUAACAAAGGACAUUUUUUUUUUCUUUUCAGAUGGUAGGAACAUUGCUUGAGUCAAAUGUAAGUUUUCUGAAAACUGUUGAUGUUCUGCAUGUUAUAAAAUAACAUAUUUGCUGGAACACCAAAAGAUGAACAAGAAUCGUUACAUUGAACAUUCAUGAAAAUUAUAUUAAACACUCUAAUUUUUUCCUGAUGGUGUUCCUGAGCUACUUUUAAAUGAUCAAAAGCAUUUCCUUCCUGUGUUCAUUGAUGUCUUAAGUUUUUCUUUUUCUUUCCCAAAAUAGUUUAAAAACUUGAGAAGCAUUCCUUUGAUGAAUGAAAGCAGAAAUCUGUUUCCUGAGCAUGAGGUACAAUUUUUGUUGUCAAACAAAUGGUAUAAUCUAAGGACACUUAUCAAAAGACAAAACCAUCUGUCACACUGCGGGAACGAGCAUUUUUGAAAAUGAGAAAAGCCUAUUUUAGCAGAGCAUGAGAAAGCAGCCAACAUUUUGUGACUUCAGCACUGGUUUCCGUAAUGACGUCUGAGGAACGAGCACAGAAAUCAGUUCCAUACUGGCAGAUCACGCAUCACUACCCAGAUUUGGGUACUGCUUCUGAUUGGUUGAAGCAAAUUUUCAACUAAACAAAGUCAGUGGUGGUGUUGCAAAGUGUUGGCUGUUUUCUCAGGCUAAUUUGGGGAGCUUUUGCUAUCUCUGGUGUACAGCCUUGUUCCCAUGGUCCUCUCCUCUCUCUUGCUCUCGCUCCAGGAGAUGAGUCGGAAAGGAGCCUGGAGACAUGGUUGCUUUGCAGUACACACUAGUAAGACUUAGUAGUAUAACAAACUAAUCUCGCCUAAACUGGAUUGGUCUAGCUGGUCAUUUCUUACUUAAUGGUAAGUGCCCUAAGAAAAUAGCACGCAAGUAGUAUUUAAGUGCUGAACUUCCGCUUUCAGUGGCCCGGUUUUUUAAUGCUUUCACAUAAAAUUAUUGAGACUUUUCACAUGUCAAUAUUAACUCCUUAAACUUCUUGAUGCUCACAUAAAAGUCAAGUAAUUGAAAUCUAAAUCAAAUGUUGUGGGCAGUACUUCGAAUUGCCCAAAUGCAUUAAGGUAGGCCUACACGCCAACAUUAGUCUGCUCGAAGAACUGCAAAAUUACACGCUAUGACUUAAUUAUUGACAGGGGGUAUUGAGCCGAUCUCUCUGCCAAAAGAAAUUCACAAAGUUGUACGGCCUAUUUGAUGUUUCAUUUGGUAUUUUUAGAAUAUUAGUUUAAUUUUUUUUCCAGCCUGUGUCAAACCAUGAUUCCUGGACUGCACUUGAUCAUUGUAUAUCUUGGGGUAGUCGUCACGCAACGCUCCUCCCCACUGGGGAGGAGCGUUGCGUGACGACACUAAAAACGGCUGUGUAGCAGACUAGGGGUAGUCCCCAUUCUUGUAAUCCGCACAAGAGAUGCUGUAUGAAUGAUGCAUUUUUCUGCACAUGUGUAAAAUAUACACUGUCGUCAAUAAAAACAAUUUGUGAUGAAUAA